Cyphellophora attinorum is the source of this 1401-nucleotide messenger RNA. RefSeq lists its product as uncharacterized. The coding region runs from base 1 to 1401 and encodes 466 amino acids. Lineage: Eukaryota; Fungi; Ascomycota; Eurotiomycetes; Chaetothyriales; Cyphellophoraceae. The transcript has a single exon. The record is from RefSeq and is a predicted model, not a curated record.
AUGGCCCGUUGUGCCAUAGCUCAGCGAUCUGGCAACUUCAAUCAACGGUACAGUCAGGAGCUUGAGCGUAUGCAUGCAUCUCACUUUUGGGAAUACCACUAUCUGUAUGACUCACCAGAGCUGUCUGUGAAUGCCAAGUCAGCUUCAGGAUACACAACACCAGUAUCAUGGCUGCAGGAGCGAGAUCGACAAGAAGCAGAUCCGUGGAAUCGACUGCCACAGAUGAUCAACUGCUCCCUCGAUCCUUUCAUUGCUACGCCCGGGGUUACUACCCGUCAACGGUCCCUCGUACAGUUCUACAUGAAGGACACCGCCACAAUUCUGUUUGGGGUGUCAAACACACCAUUGUACUCACCGUGUGCGGCAACAGGAAUGGCCUUCGUAGGCGAUUCCAAGGUCGCUAUUGGCUGGAUGUGUAUACUCGCGGAGGAGAUGAUCAGCGCUCUUCGUGGUCAGAACAGCAGUCACUCCUUGGCACAGCAAAAAGCACGAGGCUACAGGAACCUCAAGCAAGCUAUACUCAAUCGUCGCGAUAACUUCCAGGACGCUAUAAUGGGAGUCGCUAUAGCGGGUCUGUUUCAAUACGGCUUUGGUGAUGCAUACUCACAGUCCUUGCAUACAACGAUGGCAGAUCGGCUCAUCCGCGAAAGGGACAGUAUUGCUGAUGCUAUUCAGUCUGCUCCCCAUCUUGAGCCGUUCUACCUCGCUGCACAAUUUGCGUUUGGACGCACUCGCAUCGAUUCGGCGCAUAAGCUGGCAUGGACCCGUCAGCAAUGGAUCUCAGACAUCAAGGCCGUGUUCGCUGCUUCAAUACUGGGCAACACUUUGGAGUCUCUCGAGGCCACCUGCUAUGCUCACACGAAGCAACGCCUCAUGGACACAGUGCGUCAUGCUCUCGCCGGACACCACAAGCCUUCUUCGUUUGCAAAAGCAAUGCAGCUGACCUUGCUAAAUGAGAUCUCGUGGACAGUCCUCCGCUUCAAGAACAAUCUAGCGGUCAUCACCAAAUACUUCAGACGAUUUCACUUCAUCUGCCAGCACAGCAUAUUGGAUGCUGAUUCCAGUGGUGGACAGACUCAUGAGUUGAAAGCGGCAGCAGUAGCAAGCAUGGGCAGCAGAGCUCGUCGAGAUGUUGUGGAGGAAGUCAUGCCCGGCAAGCUACUCGAGUCUGACGCAGACGUUCUUGAGAAGCAUAUCGUCGCGCUGCAGAUGUUCUAUUACCUGGGAGAGGAGUCUCAAGACUGGCUUUUGUCCAGUCUCCUGCAAUGGCUCGAGAUGAACGACACCGCGUGUGUCAAGAAGAUCAGUGACAAGGAGCUGGAACUGCUCGAGCAGACCGUAAUGGAUAAUUGGUCUGUGUAUGAUCGAGCUCGAACGGACCAGACCAGCACGAAAGCUUGA